AUGGCCUGGCGCGACCGAUUGCUGAUCAGCCAUACCAAGGCAUCCGCUGAGCGAGCGACGCGGCGAUAUUUCGAAGUCAUCAAUUCUGCUUCUUGCCUAAACCAUCGAGAUAAAGCACUUGAUCAACUGCUAGAUGGUAUUAAAGAUGCCAAGAAGAUCUUCUCAAACUAUGCAACGACCAAUCCCAGCGGCAAACGCGUGUGGACGAGAGACAGCUUUGCUAGAUGCAUCAACGCCAGGCUACCCGAAAACCCAACAGUGGCUAUUUGCGUACCACUACUCUGGUGCACUUUCUCUAUUGGUGCCUACUUUCCUUUCUCGCCACCGUCAAAAGAGCCAGAAAUCGAUGUCAAAGCGUUCAAGAGAGCAUUUGCAUUCAUUGUUUCACGCGGUUAUGAGCUUUUAGGGGCGAAGUCAGAUGGCCAGCCUUUUUUCACAGGCACAGAAAAGUUCUACACCGACAAGGUGCCGCGACUCACACGUAUCCCCUUUAGGAGCUUGGGCACUCCUUGGCCGCAAUCAGGGUAUCAAUCUCAGGAUUCGCAGGAAUUACUCCAGCUUCAAGAUAUCAAAGAUACUAUUGCUUUCACGCAACCCAUUAUAAUUGAGGAUAUAGGCUAUGGACGAGCUACGGUAGCCGAUGGGGAGUUUGAAGCCGCUGCAUAUCGCCUUCUGCUUGCUGACAACAAGCAGUUGGUAGUCAGAGGGUCAUCUAUUGUAGUAAGCCAAGCCGAUUUGUAG
Molecule: messenger RNA, 741 nt
Organism: Penicillium subrubescens
Lineage: Eukaryota; Fungi; Ascomycota; Eurotiomycetes; Eurotiales; Aspergillaceae
Exons: 1
Coding region: 1-741 (246 amino acids)
Source: RefSeq, a predicted model, not a curated record